AGCUCAGAUCUGCGAAAUCUAAUAACUUGAGAACUUCUUGAAAAUUCAUUUUUCAAAACAGACAUAUCUAGGUUUAUAUUUAUAGAUGGUUGAAAAAAUGAAGAAAAGGAGAAUUGGUGUCGUAGGAUUUGGACACCUAGGUGAGAUUCCCGGGCGGAACAGGGAGGGAGGGGGGUUGAGUCUGUUUAGUUUUGCUCAGCCAAAGUAGAUUUCGUCUCUUUUAGCUCUGUUUGAGAAGGGCUAAUUUUUUGUCUAGCCUGUUCGCAGACCCACUGUUUUCUCUUUAGAGAUCGCCAAGUGCGCGUUUAAAAUUUAUAAACCGUGAUUUAUAAACCGUGCGCAAUGGGAGGAACGUCUGUGGAUAGGCUACGAGGAGUUCACGCUCAUAGUUGCAUCAUGGGUAAUCAGGGCAAGAUGGCGGGAAAUUCAAAGAUUUGUGUUGGAAUUCAAAGCCAGCUAAUUUUUCUUGAAUUCAUAUAUUUGAUGCUUUCUGUUUGAAAAGAGUAACUAACGAGUUGAAUACAAUACACUAAAUCUGGAGUGCAAAGUAGUCUGAGAUCAGUUUUUAAACAACCUCAAUUUUCCCACAGAUUGGCUGUAAUUUUGAUACUGUCGAGUUAUUACAGAAACCGUAUGGGAAAAUGAGGUUUUCUAAAAACUGAUCACGGACUUCUUUUCAGUCCAGAUUUAGUGUAUUGUUUCUUUGAACUCGUAAGUUACUCUUUUCAAACGGAAGAAUCAAAUAUAUGAAUUCAGGAAGAAUUAGAUGGCUUUGAAUUCCAAUACAAAUCUUUGAAUUUCCAGUCAUCUUACCCUGAUUACCUAUAAUGCAACUAUAAUAUUCUUUUUGUUUAAAUAUCUCUCUUUUUUAGGGCAAUAUUUAGUGGAGGAAAUUCUUAAAAGAGAUGACCUUGAACUAAGCUUUGUUUGGAAUAGAACUGUAAGUGAACUCAGGGGAAAAGUCGAUGAAAAAUACAUUUUGGAAAAUCUGCUGUCCUUCCCAGACAGGUGUGUUAAUUAAAAGAUGUAUUGAUAAUUUAGAAAUGAAGUUUAUCCAGUCAGUGAUGCACGUGGCUCACAAAAAAAUCUGAGUUCUCCAAAUAGGAGUUGAACCUUCAAUCUGGCCACUAGCCCAGAUGCUUUCAGUAAGCUACAGGAGACUCAUGAUAUAUAGCUAAGGCCAUUCUCCACUUUAGAAAGGACAAGGGAAAUGGAGCCAAACUGUGUCCCUCCUUUGUUUCUGGGAUUUUUUUCUUGGGGAAGCGCCGGUCAGCUAUUGGCCAUUUUUUUCCCUGUCCCUAGUAACAGCCCCAGAACAGUCAGGACAGUUGCGUCUUAUUUAGGAUACGUCUUAUUUUUCCUUAUAUACAGCUAUUUCAAAAAAGGUUGUCGGAAAAAGUGUACGUGACAAUGCCGAAAGGUGUUGUCGGAGGUUUUAAGUUCACUGUUCUUCAAAGAAAUUUGCAAGAAUGGCAUGAGAGGCCAUGGACUUAUGUUUGCAAGUGCUAAAGGAAAGAAACAGUAGUGGGUUCGACAGCUACAGUGUCAGGAACAGGUUAUUGAUCAUAUCCCAUAUUACCUUACGGGAUUGUCGCCUGCACAGUUUUUCCGAUAACCUUUCUCAAAAUAUCUCUAUACGGCACUGUUGAGAAAUCCACCAGGAACUGCAGGGAAGCACAGAAGGUUCUAGCUGCAGCUCCGAGGCCAGUAACAUAAAUUAUACUACUGUAUUAACAAGUAAACUACCUACUCAAAUUAAAACUGGUACUGCAGAAAAUUUUACAAUUAUACAAAAAGCUGAUAAGAAAUUUAUGUGAUACCAGGAAAUAUAUAUUAAAUUUUUGUCAAAAUAUUGUUGUCUUAUUAGCAAGUUCUUCAGAAAAAAAUAAAACAAUAAUUAUAUUGACAUGUCAUGGGGACUAUUAUCCUCAAUAACAUUUACCAGAUACCAGUACUGAUACUAUUGAAGGAAGUUAAUCCUACCACUGAAUAAAAUUUUAACUUUUCACAGGACUCCAGACCUGAUUGUAGAGGUUGCCCACCCUUCCAUUACGGUGAAUUAUGGGGAGGGUUUUCUUGAUGUUGCAGAUUAUAUGGUAGGUGCUUUCUCCAGGAGAAUCAGGGAGCUUUACUAACAACAGUCAACUCUCUCUGAACAGACUCGUCCUCAGUAAAGUGACACCUAUGAUUCACAGGUCCCAACCUUUCUUCACUCCCUUUAUUUGACCCUCAAUAAGAUGGAUAUCUCUCUAAGCUGGACACUAAGUGCCAGUCCCAAAGAUGUCCAUCUUGGAGAGGGUUGACUGUUAUUUGUUUUUGGCUUCCUCCUCCUCAAGCAGAAAGCCAAAGCCAGUUUUGCCAAAUUAGGUAUAUGCAGAUCGCCAUAUUAGUACAUGAUACAUGAUAAUACAAAAGCCAUGUCUUAUGACAGUAAAGUGGUAAUUAAGACAAUAUUAAUGUGUCUCAAAUAGAAUCGUGAUUUCUCUUGGAUUUCCUUCAUGAAAUUUACUGUAAUUUUUCCCUCAGUAACUCGAAGCUCCUGCUAAAUCAAAGUAAUUCUUGUCUCCCUUCAGAUAAUUUCUGUAUAAUUUUACCCUUGAUAACUCAAACCAAUUGUUUGAAUGUGUGGCAAGUUGAAAAAAAAUGUGCAGCAGUCCGAAACAUUGAAUUUAUUUCGAAACAACCAAGUAUUGUUUGUCUUUACAUUUUUGUGAAUCAAGUUUUUUUGCUUACUUAUUCUUUUUUUUAAAAUCAAUAUUUCUCUUGUUGCUCUUGAAGUGAAGCAUGCAUGAUCUUUUGUAUUCCUUUCCCAUCCCAUUUCCUAAUUAUUUCUGGUCACUUGUUUCAAACUCCCGAUAACUCAAACUUUUUUCUAUUUCUCUAUAGCUGGAAGGUUCAAGUUAUUGGGAGUCAACUUUACUACUAUAUAUAUAUUCAAGUAAUUAAAAUACCACUUAGCAGGGGUUUGACUGUUUUAAUGAUUCUUUCUUCUGCCAUAUUAAGAUUCUCAAAGGGACUUGGACUUUGAGGUCCUAAAUUUUUGCUUUGUGUGUUUGUUCAUUAGAUAGGCUCACCCACUGCUUUGGCAAACCCUGAUAUUGAGAACAAGCUGAGGGACAAAGCCUCAAGUGGAACACACGGAAUUUAUAUACCAAGUGGAGCAUUAUGGGGUGGCGCAGACAUCAAGAAAAUGGCAGACAGGGGAACGUUAAAGGUGCACUGAAAUGAUGUUGAAUUAAUUCGUAUACAGUCAAACAUCUCCUUACAGACACCUCUAUAAUAUGAAUACCUCUCUAUUACAGACAGUUCGUUUGGUCCCAGAAAUGCCAAAAAUCAUACAUUCCCAACCUCUACAAUACGGACACCUCUGUAAAGAGGACACUUGGUUCUGUCUCUUUGGUGUCCGUAUUAAAGUAGUUUGACUGUAUAAAGCAAUUUGCUUGCUAGGGGGUCUAGAAUGUCAAAUAAUUUAUCAUGACUGAGGUCUUCAAAAUGUUCUAUUUCUCCUGCAAAUCUUGGUAAGAACAUUAGUUAAAGCCAAAGUCAUGGUAUUUCAUAAUUCAGACAGCUGGAAAUGGAAAUUGGAUAUUUUCCUCUCAAAUAUUUCCUUUCAUUGGAUUCUCAAAAUUAUUUUUUGUAAACAAAACAUGAAAUGCUUACCAUUUUAUUUUUUAGCUCACUUAAUCCUUUAUAUACCAUGCCCGUCAGCAUAUGCUAUCCUUCAUAGUUAUUUUUGAACUCUAUUUCUCAUUCAGGGACUUAAAGUUACCAUGAAAAAGCAUCCUUCAUCUUAUAAAUUGAAUGAACCACUCAAGUCAAGGAAUGCACAAGUCAAGUCAGAGGCAACAGUUCUAUAUGAUGGUAGUUUUUUGUUGUUACUGUUGUGUUUUGUUGUUGUUAUUUCUAAACAUUUAUGUCAUUCUAUUUUUGUUGUCCUCCAGGUUGUAUUCGUGACCUUUGUCCUUUAGCUCCAAAUAACGUGAAUACAAUGGCUGCUGCAGCUUUGGCAGCACAUAAUCUGGGAUUUGACAAAGCACAAGGAUGCAUUGUGGCUGACCCAAGGCAAGAUACAACUUUUGUUCAACUAGUUAUACAUAAUCCCCAGUUUUUCAAAGCUGGAUUAGGAUAACCCAGGAUUAAUGUGUAAGGCCUGGUUCUCAUAUGCUGCCUGUACUGCCUGGGCUACUUCUCGGACAAAUUAGAACAUGCCCCGCUAGCUACUAGAGCCAUCACAGAGCUUUACCGCCGGCAUGCCUCCAUGCCAGCGGUAAAGACUGGAAUGACUCAUGUUGCUGGCCACUUCUGUUCUCACAUCAGAACAGUAUCUCAGGCAGUAUCGGCAGCCAUGUCACAGGGCAUGCAUUGUCAGCAUAUGGGAACCAGGCUUUAGUGUGACUGAAUGCUUCCGUUGGUUCUUUUUACCUACAAUUUGAUGUUUGGACCCUUUAAUCCUGGAUAUAUUUAGCAAUAAUCAUCCUUCAAAUAACCAUGGUUAUCCAUGGAACAACUAGGCCCAGAGAAACAAUGAAAUAUUUACAAUGCAGGCAGCAUAUAAAUUUAAGGUUGCUGGGGACACCUUGAGCUCUUUGUUAUGCAUUUAUUUUAAAGCGUAUGCAAGAAGUACAGCCACUGAUAUUGACAGGUUUACGAGAUAUUCAUAACUGGAUAAAAGAUAGCCUGCGUGCAGACGAUAACUAAACUCUGAUUAGUACCAGAGUUUAAUUUCAUCUGCUCGCAGGCUAGAUAAAAGAUGACAGUGCAUAAUUUGGAGUGUUCAUGUGCACAUGAGACACACAGACUGCAAGCACAAAAGUAACAAAUGGGCUCUGAAUCAAACCUUGUUUCAGUGAUAAAUAAAACUAAAUAAAUCUUUAGAAAUUUCAGCCAAAUUUAAUACCAUGAAACUCCUAGUACAUUUUUUUUUUCGCUUCAAAAAUCCUUGAACACAUUGCAGCUUAUAAACAAAAUGAAAUCGUGGAAUGUAUUCAACCAUAAUUACCAUUAUUACAUAUCUUGGUUGGAAACCAUGCUUUAGUCAGGACACCUUCAGGAGUCUCAAAAUUUGACUUUUCUGACAAUUUUAUGUCCAAGAAUUCAGCACAGAUACAAAACUUCACGAGCUGGCACUGCAGAGGGGUAAACUUGGUAGACUGUAGUGUGUUAUGUAUUGACAGAGUUUGCUCACUUAAACGAUUAUUAUUUUGCUGGCAAACUUUAAAUUGCAAAGUCUUCUCAAUACAUAACACACUAAAGGUUUUGACCAAUCAUUAAUUUUGUUAAUAAAAUCAUGGAGUGUAGUCUUCUAUUCUUUCCACAAACUUGGACACAAAAUCACGAUUUCCCAAUUGGGUACAACUGUGUCUUAAAGUAUCGUGGUAAAGCACAGUCUACCAAAUUAAAAACAACCGUCCUAAACUUCCAUCAUUUCACAAUGUCUAAAUAAAAUUUUAUCAAAAUCACCUCUAAAACAGCCAAGAUUAAAUAAGGAUUUUAAGAUGUAGCACAAGCAAAAUUUUGCCCUAUGAAUCUAUUCAUAGAUAGGUGUCCCCCACGGCCUUAACCCUUACAUAAAUCCAUUUUGUUAUAAAUAUUUCAGCCUUGAGGCCCAUAUUGUGGAGGUUGAUGUCUUUGGACCAGGGGAAGUGCAGAACCAGUUUACAGUGAAAACAGUUCGUCACAACCCUGCAGUUGUAGGAGCUGUUACGGGAAAUGCAACGUAUGCCUCUUUCUUGAGCAGUUUGUUGGGUAAGAAUUUUAUCAUUUUUGUUAUGUCAAGUCCAGGAAUUCUCACUCCUUCUUCAGGAUGUUUCUUGGUGUUGUGGAAACCAUUGUCGGUUCACUUUUGUGUUGUGGUGUGGGUAUUGUUCAGUAUCAUUUCAGUCUUUUGUAUUGCAUUAUUAACCAUUUAAGUCCCAAUGGUGACCAACAUCAAUUUUCUCCUAACAAUAUCCAUAGACUGUCAAGAUGUUGGGUUAUGAGAGUUAAUAAAAUGAUCAUCUAAGAGAAAAUGCUCUGAUCUUUUAUCAAAUUCUCAACACAUUCUUUAAGGAAAUAUAUAGAGAUCAGUUUGGAGAAUUUGUAUGUGGAUAUUGGGGCUUAAAGGGUUAAUGUUUUGGUGAUUACGCCCAUCAACAACACCAAGUAACUACCCUUUUUCAGUUCUCGCUGUAGCAAGAUAAACAAAUGAAACAGUACAAACUUUAAAAAUUGACAAAUGGGGUUAAUAACUAGGGUUUAAUACCACUGACUGACAAUGCACACAACUCACUUUGUUUCUAAAGAUAACCACUGCACAUUUGAAAUCAGUGGAAAACCAGGAGGAUGAUAUCCACCUCCCUUCCUAACUCCUAGCUUCUAUUCCAUGUCCACACCCACCAUGCAGGUUAUCUAUAAGCUAAAAACAAGAGUAGUGAACACCCCUUUAUCCCAUCUGGCUAAAAACGAUCAUAUUUUAAUGACCUGAAAAUUGUGAACAAUUGGCUCAAAAUUCUAUUGUUUCUUUUCAGGAGCACACAGUCAAGGUCCUGGACUUCAUCUUUGUUGAGCACAACAUAUGACACGUCCCCUGAAAGUUUCAUUACCAGAAGCGCCAUGAGUUUCUGAUGUAACUAGGGCCUCAUAAAGCUAACAGCUGACAUGUUUCACAAGAAAUUGUGAUGCUGUGUGGACAAUUGAGUGG
Molecule: messenger RNA, 6679 nt
Organism: Porites evermanni
Lineage: Eukaryota; Metazoa; Cnidaria; Anthozoa; Scleractinia; Poritidae
Source: the annotation of a GenBank genome assembly